Molecule: messenger RNA, 2509 nt
Organism: Nothoprocta perdicaria
Lineage: Eukaryota; Metazoa; Chordata; Aves; Tinamiformes; Tinamidae
Gene: MYLIP
Product: myosin regulatory light chain interacting protein
Exons: 7
Coding region: 128-1465 (445 amino acids)
Biological process (GO): ubiquitin-dependent protein catabolic process
Cellular component (GO): cytoskeleton
Molecular function (GO): ubiquitin-protein transferase activity; cytoskeletal protein binding
Source: RefSeq, a predicted model, not a curated record
GAGGCGGUCGGGGAGGCGCGCGUACCCUCGCCUGCAGUGGCAGCUGCGCUUCCCAGCCAGCGCCGUUGGUCGCAGCAGCCGCUGCGGGUGCCCGAGCAAGCGGUGGCGACGCUGGCCGGCACCAGCCAUGCUGUGCUAUGUGACCAGGCCAGACGCGGUGGUGAUGGAGGUGGAGGUAGAGGCGAAAGCCAACGGCGAAGACUGCCUCAACCAGGUUUGCAGAAGAUUGGGAAUUAUAGAAGUUGAUUAUUUUGGACUGCAGUUCACUGGUAGUAAAGGGGAAAAUCUGUGGCUAAAUUUGAGGAACAGGAUCUCCCAGCAGAUGGAUGGUUUAGCCCCUUAUCGGUUGAAAUUACGGGUCAAGUUUUUUGUAGAGCCGCAUCUUAUCUUACAAGAACAGACAAGGCAUAUGUUUUUCUUGCAUAUAAAAGAAGAUCUUCUAGCUGGUAAUCUUCAGUGUUCUUCAGAACAUGCCAUCGAACUUAGUGCAUUGCUGGCACAGAUGAAGUUUGGAGAUUAUAACCAGAACACUGCCAAGUACAGUUACGAAGAGUUGUGCACAAAAGAGCUCACCACCACCAUUUUGGAGAGCAUCGUUGCGAAGCACAAGGAACUAGAAGGUCUAAGCCAAGCUUCUGCUGAAUACCAGAUCCUUCAGAUUGUGUCAGCCCUGGAGAACUAUGGGGUGGAGUGGCACUCUGUAAGAGACAGUGAAGGACAAAAACUCCUUAUUGGUGUUGGACCUGAAGGCAUCUCCAUCUGUAAAGAUGAUCUUAGUCCUGUCAACAGGAUUGCUUACCCUGUUGUUCAAAUGGCAACUCAGUCUGGGAAGAAUGUGUAUCUGACUGUUACCAAGGAGUCUGGUAAUAGUGUAGUUCUUCUGUUUAAGAUGAUCAGCACAAGAGCAGCAAGUGGACUUUACAGAGCAAUUACAGAGACACAUGCAUUUUACAGGUGUGAUACUGUCACUAGUGCUGUCAUGAUGCAGUAUAGUCGAGACUUAAAGGGCCACUUAGCAUCUCUAUUUCUGAAUGAAAACAUUAAUCUUGGAAAAAAAUACGUCUUUGACAUCAAAAGAACAUCAAAAGAAGUUUAUGAUCAUGCAAGGCGAGCGCUUUAUAAUGCUGGCAUUGUAGAUCUCGUUUCAAGAAGUGACCAAACGCCACCAAGUUCUCCCCUUAAGUCUUCAGAAAGUAGCAUGAACUGUGACAAUUGUGAAGGUCUCAGCUGCCAGCAAACAAAAGCCCUACAGGAGAAGUUACGGAAGCUUAAAGAGUCCAUGCUUUGUAUGGUGUGUUGUGAAGAAGAAAUAAAUUCAACCUUUUGUCCCUGCGGUCACACAGUCUGCUGCAAGACCUGUGCUGCCCAGCUGCAGUCAUGUCCUGUUUGCAGGUCUCGUGUAGAGCAUGUCCAGCACGUGUACUUGCCAACCCAUACCAGUCUGCUCAAUCUGACAGUGAUAUGAUCUCCGUGCACACUUUAAACUCAUCAUGGACUUUCUAAACUGCACUAAUUUGAAUUGCAACCAUUGAUUGUGAAGAAGGCAAUCGCUCUGGCACCAAAAUAGCAAAAAUACUACAUCUCUGAGCAUAACUAUUGUUCAUUCAGCAUGCCCAGGAAGAUGGUUCGGGGACCUCUUUUGAGAGCAGAACUGUAAACAAUUCAUGUUACUUUAAAAGAAUGAUGUGUAAGUUUGUAGCAUGGCAGUGUUGCCAAGAAGCUAAGUAAACCUGGAGAAAUAUGGUGUAUGCAUAUUGAUAUACCCAGCAAGAGCAAUGCAGCAUUUACUUUUACACUCUGAAAAUUCUUUCUAGUACAGUCACUGUUUAUUUUAAUAGCAAAACUAGCUUUUACAAAUAUCAGUUUAAUAUGGUUCAUAGUUUCUGCUUUUAGCAAACAAUUUUAAAGGGGGCAAACUUAUAAAGAUGGGUUCUUAAACUAAAGUUACAAGGCUUUCAUCAAGCAGCUGCAUUUAAUUAAGAAUUCUGAGAAGUUUAUUGUAUAGCUUUGGAAGUGUAGAACAAGUUUGAUUUCUAGUGUUGAGAGUAGGUUAGGAAAGUUUUCUGAUAGUGCUGCCCCAGGGAGACAUUGGGAGGCCUCAUUCCCAAGUUUCCCACAUCCAACUACAACAGUGGUUUAGGGUGCUGCAGUCAUCAGCCCUCUAAGUUUGCUCUAUUUUUAGAGACUGAUUUUUCAAUCACUAAGCAUUGGUUUCUAAAAUAGGGUUUGUUUUAGAUGCUUUGCGUUAACUUCUUCAUUGGAUAGGUUCUUUACGCUCAAAUCUUUUGUUUUCCACCCCAUGUUUGGGCAUUUUGGAUUCUGGUUUCCUAGUAUGUUCUCCAGGAUACAGAGGGAACUAGGGGACCAUGUUUGGGUGCAAUACUGGCUUAAUCUAAGCUAGAAAAGUACACUGUCACUUUACUGAGAUUUUCUGACUAUACUUUUCAUAUUGCCUUAAUGUAGCAGUAAUGUGUGUUUAUGCAUCUGUUUCUUUGCACAGACAUUUUGU